This is a messenger RNA of Lactuca sativa (garden lettuce), 2289 nucleotides long. RefSeq names its product disease resistance protein RUN1. Lineage: Eukaryota; Viridiplantae; Streptophyta; Magnoliopsida; Asterales; Asteraceae. The record is from RefSeq and is a predicted model, not a curated record. Gene Ontology annotation, biological process: signal transduction; defense response.
AUAAGUUUCAAAGAAAAUUCCUUAAGGUAUGACUUUCAUGAAAAGUAGUUGUUGACUUAGACUUCCUUUAAAAGCCACUACCUUUUCUUAAUGUGAUUGUAGAUCUAGUCUGAAAUUAGUUAUGGCUGUUCUCUCAAAAUUUGUUGAAGGACCAUCUUCUUCAUCUACUAAUAAUCAUAAAUAUGAAGUAUUUUUAAGUUUCCGAGGUGUUGAUACUCGUUAUGGUUUCACAAAUCAUCUCCAUAAGGCGCUCUUGGAUGCAAAUAUUUCCACCUUUUUGGAUGAUGAAGAGAUUAAAACUCGAGGAGAGCUAAAACCGGAAUUGGAGAGUGCAAUUAAAGCAUCUAGGGCUUUUGUUAUCGUGCUGUCCCAGAAUUAUGCUAGUUCCUCAUGGUGUCUUGAUGAAUUGGUACCGAUCCUUGAGCAACGUAUGAGAUCCAACCAAAUUGUUAUCCCUAUCUUUUAUCAUGUUGAGCCCACCCAUAUUGGGAAGCAAGAAAGCACCUUUGGAGUUGCAAUAGCUGAACACAAACAGAAGAUGGAGAAAAUGACAAAUGCAAAUAAAAGAAGUCAAUUGGCUCAAAAGAUUGAAGGAUGGACUAAUGCCCUUACACAAGUUGCUAAUUUAAAAGGGAUGUAUGCAAAGGGCAGAAAAGAGACAGAGUUUGUCGAAGAGAUUGUUAAGGACAUCUACCGUAGAUUACAUAAGAUGAUAAGUGAUCUGCCACAACUAUUUGGGAUGAGUGAUUCCAUUGAAUUCAUCACUUCAUGGUUGAAAGAUGAUUCCUCAGAAUCAUAUAGGGGAGGCAUUCUCACUAUUUUGGGUAUGGGUGGCACAGGGAAGACAGCUUUAGCCAAAUAUGUCUACCAGUUAUAUUUUCGUGAAUUUGACGCAACCUGCUUUAUUGAAGAUAUCGGUAGGACAUGUGACGCCAAAAAUAAUGGGUUGCUUGAUCUGCAAAAACAACUCGUUGAUGCCAUUUCAAAAAAAAGUUCAAUUCAAGUUUAUGAUGUUCCUGUAUACACCUCAAAGAUAGAGAAUGUAUUGGCCUAUAAAAAGUUAAAUGGAUCCUGCUCUAGAGAGAAAAAGUUGCUUGGAUCAUUGAAGAUUCUUGAUUUAAGUUUUUGUGAACAACUUCGUAGAGUGGGUGGCUUUGAUGAACUUCAUGCACUCUACGAAGUUGUUCACAGAAACUUAGGCAUAGAAGAAAGGGGCCAUCAAUAACAUUUACAAUCCCAGCAUCUCCUAACAAUCUCAGGGGAUUGAAUUUAUGCUUUGUGCAAACGUCUCAAUUUUCAAAUGAUAGUUUCCUAAAUUUGCCCCUGAUCAGAAUAAGUAAUAGAACAAAAAAACAGACAUGGAUAUACGAACAUUACAUUCAAAAGGUGAGUGUAGGUGGAGGGUGUGUAAUAUUGUUAAGCCAUUGGAUGUUUGGGAUGAAGGAAAUGAAAGGUGGUGAUAAGGUUACUAUUACUGUAAUAGAGGGACCAGACAAAGUUACAAAGGAGUGUGGGGUGAUGUUUGUGUAUGAAGAUGGUGAAGAAGAAGAUGUGUUGGGUUAUUACAAAUCAUGGAAUCACAUCAUUGGUGGACAUCUCACUGGAUUUCAGUUAACAACAGGACAAUAUAUUUUGCAGAAUGAGCGCUUUUUGGUGCAUGGUACUGAAGUAAAUAGAUAUUAUCGUCCACUUGUUGGUGAUGGUGCCAGCUUUGAAGACGAAGUGUGGUUUAGAGCUUUUUCCAGAAGGAAGUCCAACAUACUUGGCGACUCACAUGAGCAAGGAUCAAUACAAGGUGAAACUUCUUCCGAGUGCCGCCGCUCCAUCACCAUCCACCACCGGCUUCCCUCAGUCAAAUCCCAUCGCCGCCCCUCCCAACUAGUCAGAAGGCAGCCUUUGCUCCACCGCUUCCACUGGAAGAUUCUCCUACGCCGCACACGAAUGCGGAUCCAGAAGAAGCGUCGAGUGCAACGGCGGUGCCGCCGCCCCUCCAUCCACCGUCGCUGAAUUCAUACUUAAUGAAGCAACUUCUACUAAGUUAAUCUUGUCCGCAUGUGCCACCACGAGAAACACAAACUCAACACCUAUAUGUGCUACAAAGAAGGAAGUUCUGGUAAUUAUGUUGGACUAUUUAUAAACAUUUCUUUUGUUUUACUAGCUUGUGUCUCAAUUGUUUGUGGUUUGUUGUCAAAUUAUCGCGUGUUUCGUUUCUUCUUAAUAAAGAUUGUGUACCAAACCAAUCAAACAUCUCGAUUGCCAUGUUUCAAUGUAGUUUAAACUUCACCUGCC